Molecule: messenger RNA, 543 nt
Organism: Encephalitozoon cuniculi GB-M1
Lineage: Eukaryota; Fungi; Microsporidia; Unikaryonidae
Product: E1 ubiquitin activating enzyme-like protein
Exons: 1
Coding region: 1-543 (180 amino acids)
Molecular function (GO): ubiquitin-like modifier activating enzyme activity
Source: RefSeq, marked provisional
AUGGAAGAGCAGCUGUAUGGGCUUUAUGAUCGCCAGAUAAGGCUUUUUGGGAAGGACACGCAAAGGUUAAUAGAGGAGUCGCAUGUAGGCAUAGUACAAGGCCCUCCAUAUAUGCUGGAGGGAAACGAAAGAACCAAUGACAUUGGAGGGGAAAUACUAAAGAACCUUGUUCUUCUUGGUGUGGGGAGAGUGACAGUGAACGAGCAUGUGCUCAGGUCUUUCAGGAGAAUGUUUGUUAACGAGGUUAGCAAAAUAAAUGAGAAGAUAAGGGUGGAGGUGAUUGACGAAGAGCAUCAGGAGGGUGCUUGGGACGGAUACACUCUGGUCAUAUUCAUCGACCAGAAAGAGCAGGCAAGAUGCCCGAGCAUUUUUGUGUGCUCCAGAUGCGUGGCGUUCCAUGCACCAGAGAAGGAGCACCUCUGCGAAAGGCACAGUAGCGUCUCAGCUGCCCACGACUGUCUUCUAGGGGCAAUAGUUGUACAGGAAUGGGUGAAGAGGCUCCAGAACAGGCACUCUGUAGAUGAGUACUGUGUUGAGCUUUAG